AUGCCACCCGUCCGCACAACCAGAUCUCGCUCAGACAAGCGUGACAAGAAAUGCCCCUCCCUCCGCAACAUGUACAUCUCCGUCAGCCGCACCAAGCCCUUCAGCGGCAGAAAAUGGAACAUCCAAAUCUCCGUCCUGCAACGCUGCGAAUGGAGAGGGACCCGACCCGCUCUCGACAAACUUCACUUUGGUCUGCUCGCAGAAGAGAUUGACAGUGGUUUGGGUGUCGACAUCACCGGUCCCCUCGAGGGCGAGGAAGAGGAUUCGGAAGAUGGUGACGCCACCUUCACCUUGGUCUGGCGUAUGUCAGAGUCUGGCAAGUUUGGCCGUGUCUACGACCACAUGUCACUUCAGGCUGUUAUGCAGGACCACAGACGCGCACGCAAGCAUAUCGUGGAGCUUUUCAUCAUGCCAUGGCAAAGUCCGACCUUUGAUCCCAAAAAUCUUUCGAAGGAAGUGCCCUGCUACACUUUCAAACCGGAAGAACAUUGA
Molecule: messenger RNA, 492 nt
Organism: Aureobasidium uvarum
Lineage: Eukaryota; Fungi; Ascomycota; Dothideomycetes; Dothideales; Saccotheciaceae
Source: the annotation of a GenBank genome assembly